AUGUUAUUGACAUUUACUUUCGCGUUGUUGCCAUCUACUCUCGCGUUGUUGCCAUCUACUCUCGCGUUGUUGCCCGCUGCCUCCCCUAUACCACCAGCACCGUCAACGGCAACCGCAACGUCAACCUUGCCGGGCAACCAUCAUGAUGCCGCUUUGAAGCCUCGUCAAACAGAUUGGCCAGCAGCCUUCUGGCCCGAGGAUUAUCCUCCUGAUCGUUGGCCAGGGCAAGACUUUGGACUAGGCUGGGGCGCAGUAUCCAGGCCUUGCCAUGCUGAACAAUUUUACUCCUGCGCCGGCCCCUACAUGCGCGGGGAUGAUGGCUGCCGAAAUGCUCCCGCUGCUUCCAACGGGAGAGUGACGGUGGGCUGGAGUUGCUUUUGCGAGCAUGCGAAGGAAUUCUUCAAGUGCAUGUCUCACGCCGAGAACGACGACCCCGAGUGUUGGGACGACGGAUAUAUCGGCGACACGGACGGGGGUCACACCACGUACUAUGCCGGCUUUCAAGGCUGCAACGACGACCGGCCUCAGUGUUGCCCGUGGCCAAUUUCUGCGAACUCUGCACAAAACGCACCUCCUGUCACCGCCAACAUUGAGAUAGAGCCUGAGUUAGAGAUAGAACACAAACACGGCAACGACUAUCCUCAACCGGCUCAUGGUCACAAGACAAAGUUAGAACACUGUCCCGAUGACUACUAUUCCAUUUCUAAUGGUUGCUGCCCUGUGUACGUACUCCUCAUCCGUUGGUCCUUUUCUCUCCGAGUUCCUAACAUGAUGAACAGGGGAUACUAUUUCUUCACGUCCGCCAUUGGUGGCGAAAUACCUUGCUGGAGCCCUCUCAGUAGCACAGCCAGCGUUCCACCCCUGACCCGAGCCGCGGCUGCAGAUGACCCGAUUAACACUGAUGGCAGCAAUAUCACUGGUGGUGUUCCUCUAACUAAUGUUGAGGCUGACGCAGCACCUACGUCAGCCAUUAACAACAUGGUCUUCUCUCGUCACUACGCCGUCGAAAGCGCCAAAUCCCUUUCCGUCGGCGCUUACGUUGGAAUUGCCGUGGGCGUCAGCAUAGCAGUCAGCGCGGCCAUCUCAUUCAUCGUGUAUCUCUGGCUUCGGAAGAGAGGGCAGAAGAAGGCGAAUGCGAAAAGAGCUAGGCAGCAAGCUUCCAACAACGAUUACCCCGGUAUCUGGGAUGGCCCCCACGGCUCAGAUGAACCAUUGUUCGAAGGGCGAGAACUCGACACGUUCAAAGCAUCAACAAUGGACCGCAUGGCUGCCGCCAGAACCCGAAACAGCCCAUUCGAUGCUUCCCAACAAGCCCGGAACUUCCAGCCGUCCUCCGGCUUCCAUAAUGUUGGCACAUACGGGCACAACAGCGGCAUGGACAAUGGUUUUAGUCCUAGUUUCCCCCAGUCGGUGCAUAUUCCGCCCCGCGUAAGCUCCAGGUCGGCCGCGGCUGCCGAAUAUUCGUCCCCGCCGCCCAUCUCAUCUACUAAGACGAGAAUUUCCCCCAUCAACAAUGACGGAAAUCCCUGGGCUGGUGCCGUUGACUAUAAAGGUGUUGCCUCCAAGGAGGGGCUUGACUCUAAAGGUGAAAGGAUCAGAAGCGGGAAGGAAGAUGAGGCUUUGCAAAAUGCGGGUGGUGCGUCGGGUUCAGCAGCGAGUUCCUCUUCUCAUAAUGGAUACCGGCAGCAAGGGCGAUCGCACCCGGCUGAAAUUGCAGGACAUACGGUUGUUGGACGUAAUGGACACGAGAGUAGUGAUGGGCUUGAUGAGGUUGAGGGGCAUCAUGAGCCGCCUCCUGAGUAUAGAGAGUAG
This is a messenger RNA of Sordaria macrospora k-hell, 1812 nucleotides long. RefSeq lists its product as uncharacterized. The record is from RefSeq and is a predicted model, not a curated record. Lineage: Eukaryota; Fungi; Ascomycota; Sordariomycetes; Sordariales; Sordariaceae.